AUACCCUACAUGUCAUACAUGUACAUGGUGUCUAAAUAGAUCAGUACAGUAAACUCGGGUAACAAUUUGCUUCCUAAAAAUGGCCACGUAUAAAGAUCUUUGGGAAGCUGUAUCCAGAAACAACCUGCAGGAAGUACAGAAAAUACUGUCUUCCGGAAGCAACAUUGACCUGAAUAAACCAUUUGGCUUACACGUUCAGGAGAGUUCCGUGAAUCAGCAUAGUGUCUUCCGAACACAAUAUCCAAUGGACAAAACUGGAAAUUAUCUGCUGCAAGCCUGUCUUUUCAGUUCCCCUGUCGUUGUCAGUGCUUUGGUCAAAGCUGGCGCAAAUGUCAACAAGAGUGGCGUGGUGAUGUGCAAAUCAAAUUUGAACUCUAAAGCUGCUGGAAUUGAUGUUUAUGAGAAAAAGUACAACGCCACACCUUUGAUACUUGCUGUCAUCCAGAGGAAUGUAGAACUUGUGAAAAAAUUGCUUCACCGCUGUGGUGCUGACGUAAAUGGAAGGAACGAUGCAGGUUUUUCUGCCCUACACCUUACAGUCAAGCCUGCCCGUGGCUUCAGAUUGUUUGGGUAUGAAAAAAUCAACGGUUCCAGAACAGAAUCAUCAUCACAAGGCGAGGAAAUUGCCAGCUUACUGCUAAGAGCAGGGGCAACAGUGGACUUGCAGGACAAAAAGGGUCGAACUCCCCUUCAUAUUGCUGUCAUGGAAAACGAUGUCGCGGCAGCCAAGAUACUAAUUCAGUAUGGGGCAAGAACCGACAUACCAAACCACGAGGGCUUAACGCCCCUUUACAGUUCUAGCCGUAAACGUCUCACUGAGUAUGACAUGUGCAAGCUGCUGAUACAGAAGUCCAACUCAAGUGCUCUGAAUUGUGCAGAAAAUGAUGAUGGCACCCCUCUGCUGCAUGCUAUGAUAGAGAAACUGAUUGAUAUUGACAAUAAACGUCGCAGAUGUGAUCAUGAAAGCGUGACACCUAAUAUUCCCGGUUCAGGGCAGGUGAUAGCUCCAUGCACACCUGUGCAAUGUCGUGAAGAGGCAGUAGCUGUUACAGUAGUAAAAUUGCUCAUCGAAAGUGGUGCUGACUUGAAGGCCAAAAACAACCAUUUCACUCCUCUACACCUGGCAGCUCAGCAUGGCCUGAUCAACGUCAUAAAACUCCUGGUAGAAGCAGGAGCAGACAUCCAUGCAGAAACUCCAAACACGGGUCUGACCCCUCUGGAUAUGGCUGAACAUGGAAGGAAGCAUGAUAUUGUCGACUAUCUGAAAACAGCGAUAGAGAGUGACACUUGUAGAGGAGAAAAGAACAAACGAGAAGAACCAAGUGUUGAGCAAGAAGACAAAGUAGAGCCACAAAAGUCAGACACAUCUGUAAAAGAAGAAGAAGAGUCACAGAAGUCAGACACACCUGCGGAAGGGAUUGAAUCUCUUGAAGAAGGAGCAGUGGGAGGGUUUGGACAAGUGUUCAUCAGUGAGGAAGGAAAACCUGUGGAGGAGUGACAUUUGUUAACAAUAUGUGCGUC
Branchiostoma floridae (Florida lancelet) is the source of this 1521-nucleotide messenger RNA. RefSeq names its product ankyrin-2-like. The transcript has a single exon. The record is from RefSeq and is a predicted model, not a curated record. NCBI's taxonomy places the organism in Eukaryota, Metazoa, Chordata, Leptocardii, Amphioxiformes, Branchiostomatidae. Bases 80 to 1498 code for a protein of 472 amino acids. Gene Ontology annotation, molecular function: protein binding.